AUGAAUGACGUCGCAAAGUUCCCAGAAGAGUUAAAAUUUCUUGACUUGAUGGCGUGCAUUCGAGGAGAUAGGAAUCACUUGGGAUCAAACAGCAUUCGUACUGGACCUUACUUAAUACGAUACUCGACUUUCCUGAACCAUCUGCAAAGAAUUGCCGUUCAUUGUGGCCUUCAGUUGUCUUCAGGUUCCUGUGUUGGUGGGGGAAAUUCUGCCGGUUCAUUGGUAUGGCGACUCACAUCUGAGUGUUUUGCAGUGGUAGUGGCUGCUACGAAUAACUCUACAUGUGGUUCUGACUCAGCAUACAGCACUUCUCCCAAACUCACAGAUCUUAUUUCGAUCGCGGCAGUUUAUUUUGAGUUCAAUCAUGACAAAGCUGUGCCCUGUCCGGAAUUGGCAACGGAUCUUAGCAUGGGAAGGUACAGUUCACUGCUUCAACAUGUAGAUAAUCUGCUAACAAUAUAUGCAGUUCCGGGCGACAAGAUUGAUCGCGCUCGAACUUAUUUGUGUUUACAAGCUCUUGAAAAGGAUUUGAGUAUGUUAACUCAAGCAAUAAGAACUGACUUGGAAAAUAAUAUGGACGCUAUAAAUACAUUCAGGCGGGCUCCGAACCAAAAACAUGAUGUAUUCAGUAUGCGUGACCUGGUAAAUCGUUCACUUGUUGGGCAUUUCGUUGGACGUACAGGAGGUCGAUUGGCUCGUCUUACUUAUUUAGUAACAUCAGCACAAGCUAUGAUAAGUAAUGCAGCUGGUGUCUUGAAAAAUGAUAUGCAAAUGAAUCCAAAGAAACCAUGUUCUACUAGCGUUGGUUGUGGAUCACCUGACGGUUUAAUUGGUGGAUAUAUGGCGCGUAUAGGACUUUGUCCCAGAUUAUCAUAUGCUGGAGAUACUUCUACUGCAUCUCACUCCACAGUUCAGCGAUUACCAUUCAUGCCACUGGUUACAUUGCAAAAAGAUGCUUACGGUGUGAGUGUUCCUCAUUUCGCCCAACCGGAUGAAAUAAAGUGCAUUUCAAUUGAAGCAGAGUUUGUGUUACACCUAGAUCCCGCCUUGCCGAUUUCAACAGAUGCAAUUCAACAACUUGAACAAAUAACUGGUUUGAGUAAUACAGAAAUCGCAGACCGUAAAGAGGAAGAUAUUAUGGUGUUGAUUCUUCGGCAGCACAAACAGGAAUAUUUGCGCGGGAUAAAUACUCAUUUACAAAACCCGAACCUUACGCAUCAUUCUUAUCAGAUCCAAAGUGAUGUUAAAGGUUAUCUUGUCAGCUCUGUACCUUUUACUUGUUCGAAUCAAAUUGGCGAAAUUAUUUCUAUACUCCGUAAACAAGCCUCAGCUUUAGCAUUUUACGAAACAUUCAUUGUUCACCCUUACAAGCCGGUAGAGAAAGAUUCUGAUCUGACGUUUUCAUUCAAUAUAAAAAUCAUGGCUGGUCAGAUGGUUUCAGUAGAAUUCGAUGAUCCUAAUUGUCUUGGAGAAGUUCAUGCUUUAUUGCAUGUUCGGCCGUUCGACGUUCAAUGUGUAGAAUUGCACUUCCCCUCAAAUAAAUGUAAUCAAGUAGGUGCAAGUAAUAGUGAAGAAGAAAGAUCAUUGUCACCUAACAGAUUAUGUGUGGAAACUGACAAAUCUCUAAUGGAUAACUUCAGCAAAAUUCUGACGAAGACUCACACACUACCGAUCGGAUUAGUUUGGUUAUUGACUCGACUGCAAUGCCCUAUUCAUAAACAACUAGAAAAUGCGAAGUUACCUUUAAUUAAUACAAGCAAAAGUAAUGAAAAUAGUCAAAUUUCAUCAUUAAUCAGUCAAAAACAACUGAAUUCAUUAAAAACAAUGAUUAAUCGUGUUAAAAACUCUAUCGUAAUUCGAGGUACCACUGGUACUGAUGGUAUACUUUGUGGUGGGCAUCUUAAAACAUCAGUGGAUUUCGAGUCUUCAUCGCUUACUGCAGCACCGAUAUUCACUUUGAAUACAUCGAAUUAUUUGAAUGGUUCUAAGAAAAUUCCUCCUUUGCCCCCAGGUGUCAUGGCUACACCACCUCCAGCUUUUACUCAUUUGGAUACGAAUUCAGGUGACCUUGGGAUUAUUUCCUCAUUGCGGCCUAUGAAUUCUCAGAACAAAUUUCGUGAUACACAUUCUAAUACCAUAUCAGCAGGCAUUUCAACAAAUCCUUCCCGUGGAUUAAGAUUAGAUGACUUACUGGUUGAUAGUACGUUCCAGUCGCAACCACAUGAUCAACAACGUAAUCUACCAGUUGUCUCAUUUCCCCACUCAUUGCCAACUUAUGCAUCAACUAUUCCGGGAACCCAUAGCACUAUUUUACCUGAUGUUAAAGAUACAUAUUCAAGCAUUAUUAAUUCAAACAUUUCUGUUUCAAAUCAUUCAAUAUCUGGUAUGCAUUCUACAUCACAAAAGUGUUCAACAUCUAUUCUAACUGGGUCGAAUAAUAAUAUGAUUCCUAGCUCGUACAGUAUACCUUCUAUUUCUGUUACCUCUUCCAUUUCAAUGACGUCCAGUUCGCUAUCUGUAACAAAAUCAAAGAGUUUCACGGCCUCUCCGGUCAUCGAUAGUUCAAGAACUUCUUCAACCAGUGGAUCUAUGCUUGUCAAUCUCUUAAACGAAGAUUCACUUCCCAAUUCUACCCCUUUGAUUUCUCCAUCCACUAUGUCGGAUCGUCACCUUUAUACGUCUAGUCAUUCCCUAAUAAAUCUUCAGAAUGUACCUCUGACUUCAUCUGCAAAUACAAAUGUUCCUAGUAGUCGACUCUCUGGUUUGAUGUUACCCAGUAAUGCACCAGCUGUCAGUUCAGAUGCACAGUUAUCUCAGGGAUUUGGAAAGUCUUUGAGUUCAUCUGCACCGAAUCUCACAGCAAAUAGCUCUCAGUACCUCCCUGUUCGUCACUCCAAUCCAAUCACAUUGAAUUCUAGCCGUACUAAACACUCAAACAUAAAGCACGGGCAAACUGGUUUGACUUCUGACCCUGCGACAAAUGCUAAAAAACCUCGGAAAAGACGUCGAGGCACAGUAGAAAGUGGUUUCAAUUGCGUGAGCAAUCAAAAAGUUAAUACUCCUCCGGGCGUAUAUCCCAACUAUCCGACUUCAAAGCUUCAACGUGUCGAUACUACGUCACCUAGUACUACUAAUUCAGUAACUGGAUCUUAUCAACGUGCUAACUUUAAUCAGACAAAUCCAAAUUUUGUUCCGUGUUCAGUGUCAUAUGUCCAACAGAGUACAAUGUCGUCUACUAUACAGACUUCCAGUAUGCCUAUUUCUAAUCCUAGUAAAUCAGUAUAUGACUUUGACGAUACUCCUGGUUCAAUGUUUGAUGUUCCGGUUGGAAAUAUAUCAUCUUCCAAUUCCUUGUCGUUUUCAAGCGGGUCCUCAUUGACAAGUCCUAAAUCGAGUGUAUCUGCGAACCCACUUCAGUUGAGUGGUUUGACAGUUAGCAGUUCUAACCAAAUUGCAAACUAUCCUGUCACAACAACUGUGGCAUCGACCUCCAACCUAGAGAGAACAAUCGAAAGAAAAACAAGUUUGAAAAUGACUAUUAAAACGAUCCCAUCCCAGCCGGUUACUUCGACUCCUAAAACUGGAGUAAAUUUUAGUCAAAAUGAAAUUGACAAGUAUAACAGAAUGCAGUCCGUUCAGUCGAAUUCAAUGCCUUCUAAUACACUUGAUUCUACGAGAAUGGCUGAUCAAAACCAUCCUUUAAUUUCUGUUAAAAAGCGCAAAAAACGUUCAGUAGAAGGAAAACCAUCCGCGUAUAUGUUACAAAUGCUUCAGUUAGCCAAUUCUUCAUCAAUGACUGGUUGCGAAACCUCAAUUAUUACUACUAGCUCUGGUAUUGAUGCUUCUGGAACACCUGGUCAGUCAGAAAUCACUUCCGUUGUACUAAAUAAUCCUAGCUUAAAACAUAUCAAAGGAGCAAACAAAGUAGUCGGUCACGGUUCCGUUUUAGUGAAAAAGGAACGUAAAAGACGAUUAGGACAUGGUUUUACUGAGAAGACCCAAUUUUCUUUUAUUCCAAGUAACAGCACUUAUAAUCAAUUGGCAGAAAUCAACGAAGCUUCAAAUGUGCCAAAGCCAAUUAAAAUAAAUCGUCUUCAGAAACCAAAUACGGAUAUGCCAAGAGACAUUAUUACGGCGUCAGUAGCUAGUACCAAUAUGUAUAGUAAUUACGUAUCGGUGUCACCAAACUCCUUUUCCUCAAAAAAGAAAGUUUCUACAAUUACCUCUUUUUCAGUUGGUUCUAGUGUGACGAGUGGGUCCUGUAGUGAUGAUAUGCUUGUUGCCAAGCGAUUAUUUCCUUCAUCUACUACAUCUCUGGUAAACAAUGAAAAACGCAAAAGAAAUGUUGAUACUCUGAAACAGUCUGUCACUUCUCAGCCUAGUUGUCCCACCUCUAGUACCCCAAGUGAUUCUGCGUUCACUGCGUCUCCACAGUUUGUUCCUGCUAGUUCAGACCCAUCUCCUAAUGGCAAUCCGACGCGUAAAGCACCUCGAUUAUCUCAGAAUUCAGCAGCGAACUCAUCACGGGCGCUAAAUAUCCCUACAAGUCGUAUUCAGUCUAGUUCAGUAUGUAGUACAACAGUCAUGAAUUCCAGUGCAACAACUACAACUAUUGUUAACUCAUCAUCUGGUUUAAUUAAAGGUUAUAAGAUUCCGAAAAAGAAGAGCAUGAUCACCGACGGUUUACCUAACAUCCAAUUACCUGAUGCAAGUAAUGAGAAAUCAUCUGGAAUACUAUCUUCUACACUUCGACAGAUACAAGAAAAUAUUUUGUAUCGUGAUACUCCAGAUUCUCAGUCACCGGAAAGAUCUAAUGAAUCAACUCUAACCAUUGUUGAAAACUUGUACUCAAACUCUAAUGAUCGUAAUAAUGAGUGUACAGAGACCAUAAAUACAAUAUCUCAUGCAAUAACACCACAGUCUAAUACGUCUGCAUCUGGGCAAAUUGCACAAUCAUUUCAACAACAGUUGCCACGUAAGUCUUCAGUAAAAAGCAUUAGUGACAUUGUUGACAAGUUACGAGCAAAGUCAACCACUGGGGUUCCUUCAGUCACUACCCCCACAUUCGUGAGUGGGUCAUCCGAAACCGGGAAUUCGGAUACAACAGUAACUACUGCAUCCGACACUCAAGAGUUGAGUUCUGACGUGACUGAUCAGGUCGGUUGUAUACGUAGUAUGCCUAGAAGAGGUGAUGAAUCUCAAGAGCAAUGGCGAGACAAUAUUUUUGAAAAAUUUUGCCAUAGUGGAACACCGACUCCACAUCAAGUAGAAGCUGGUCAAAACAGUAUGUCCAAACUGGAUUCUGAAGGGGAUUUAGCGGCAUCGAAUGAUGUUGAUGAAGAACCUACUUGGGUUGCUGGCGAUAAAGACACAUCAGUCACUAAUCCUAGUGAACAGUGUAUACCUAUAAGCAGUGCUAAUACGCCUGGUCUUUCUGCAAAUUCUCAAUCUACUUCCGACUCAGAUGGAAAGCAAGACAGAGAACAAUUUGAGAUCAUUAAGGCUAAUACAGAUACUCCAGCAUCACCUACAGAAUUCUUAACCAAUGUGUCAACGCCUACUUCGAAUGUUUCAAGUAAAAUUAUCCCAAUAUCUCCUACAAGUGGAAAGUGUAUUACUUCCCCGAAGUCACUUUCUAGUCCUAAUAUGAAACCCAAUAUAAUACGACAUAACUCUGCACGCUUUGAGAAGAAAACUGGAUCUGGACGUUUUUCUCGAUUAAGUGGAAAUGGAAUGACACUACAUGGAAGCCUUAUUCAACGUAAUAAUUCUGAUAGUUAUGGUCAUCCUGGUAGUGGACAUGGUCAUCCAAAUCGUCUUUUACGUGGUGGACUAAAUAAUCCGCACCAUAGUAAGGCGCCGAAUUUUAAACCACCAACGAAUUGGGGCUCAAUGAACAUGGACUAUAGUAAUAUGGGUGUUUCACCGUCCUCUUCUGCUUCUGCUGCCGCCGCCGCUGCUGCUGCUGCUGCUGGUGCUCCUCCCGUUCCAAACGACGUUAACAAUGGGAAUAUGGGUCAUUGGAUGAUGAAUAAUGGGAAUAUGAAUCCAAACAACUUAAAUAUGAUGCCGUAUAAUAGUCCGCAUUCUUUACCACCUCACCAUCCGUAUCAUUCUGCUCCUAGUAGACCUAUGCGACCGAAUUAUCCUGGCCUUAGUGGAAAUACUGGGCAUAAUUUAUAUAAUGCUGGUAUGAUGCGAGGAAAUAAAAAAUAAACACCUAACUUUUAAACUGUCUUCAUUUUUAAAACCUUUGUGAUUUCUUUAUGUAUAUAUCUUUUGUUUAUUUUUAUAUCCUAACCUUUUAAUUUUAUCAUUUUUUAAUUUCAAACUUUUUUGAAAUAAUAAUUUAAUUGCUGGACUGCUAUGAUCAGAGAGGCAGACAUUGUAACAUAUAACAACGAUUGUAUGCAUUAGGCAAUCGGGCAUAUUUAUAGUCUGGGUGGGGGGUGUGUGGCAAUGAUACUUCAUAGCUCCCCAUCCUUAGAUGUCUUAGAUUGACUUUCAACUCAUUAUGCAUUGGUUGAAAGUCGAAACACUGUGAUCAUAAUGGUGUUCUUUUAAAUUAUACUUACUUUCCUUUUAUUUGUCGUUUGUACUUUUCUCUCAUCCAUCUUUCCAUUAUACUUUUUAUGUGAUCUCAUUUUCAUUUACUCCGGCAAAUAAUAAUAAUAACGAGUCAAUACUAACUGUGAAAUAUUUGUUCAACUUAAACUAAUGGUGUAAAAAAUUAUCUUGAAAGUCAGAGCAAAUAAAUCACUAGUUAGAACCUGUUUAUUUAUUAUUACUCCUUUGAGUUGGAAAUGGAACAUCGGGCUUUAACGGCCUAUGUCCAUUUCGUCCUGUUCUCUGCAGUUUUCCUAAGCUGGUUCCACGAUUGCUCAUGAGGUCUCAUCUCCUUCUCCUCGGACGCCCAACUCUCUGUUUCCCACUUGGCUUCCACUCGACGGCCUUAUACGUGAUUUCACUCAACGGUC
This is a messenger RNA of Trichobilharzia szidati, 6977 nucleotides long. The record is from the annotation of a GenBank genome assembly. Lineage: Eukaryota; Metazoa; Platyhelminthes; Trematoda; Strigeidida; Schistosomatidae.